Molecule: messenger RNA, 4414 nt
Organism: Pieris rapae (cabbage white)
Lineage: Eukaryota; Metazoa; Arthropoda; Insecta; Lepidoptera; Pieridae
Gene: Ago3
Product: piwi-like protein Ago3
Exons: 17
Coding region: 171-2981 (936 amino acids)
Biological process (GO): regulatory ncRNA-mediated gene silencing
Cellular component (GO): P granule
Molecular function (GO): protein binding; piRNA binding
Source: RefSeq, a predicted model, not a curated record
CAAGUGUGUGUUGUGACUGAUGUUUGCAGAGACUAAGAUUUAAUACUUGGUCUUGAUAGCCGAUGCAUUGCAUUUUGAGUUCUAAAUCUAACUUCUAUGGUGUUUCUAGUUUUUAGAUGAUAAAUUAACAUUGUUAUAGGUGUAUACCGAAAAAGUAUUAUCUGCAAGAAAUGGCAGACCCAUCAAAGGGUCGUGGCCGUGGCUUGGCCUUAAUUCAAUCGUUACGAGCUCAAAAAAAUUUGGAAUCUUCAAAGCAAGACACACCUAGUGAAACCUCAAGUUCUCUUGAUAUGUACCCACCACCAAGUGCUGCAUCAAGCUAUACUCCUAGCUAUGCCCCAAGUGCAGUUUCUUCCGCCAUGGCAGCACCUCCAGCCGGUGGAGGGAGAGGAAAAGUUGCAUUACUUAGUAAAAUGCUUCACAAACCUGGUGGAGGCGGAGAUGUUCCGUUAUUAUGUCCAGCAUCAGAUGUUAAACCAAGCAGUAGUGCCCCAAAGAGUAUGGGGAGAGGUCUCAAAUUGAUUGAAUCUUUAAGAGCUGCGCAAUCACAUUCCUCGCCACCUGGUGGCAGUGUUGCUAGUGUGGUUGAUUCAGUGACUGAUCAAAUGGCAGCUAGCACUAUUACGGCAGGCACUGAUGCCUCAUCGGCGGGCAAGAAUAAGUACUUUAGAGAGAUAAAAGAUACUCCACCAGUUGUAAUGAAAGGUACGACUGGGACGCCGUGUGACGUCACAGCCAACUACAUAUACCUAAGGUUUGAAGAAAGUAACGUUUUCGAGUAUCAAGUUAAAUAUGAACCCGACCAGGACCACAAGCAUCUACGGUUUAAACUGCUUAAUGAACAUAGAAAACUGUUCGAAGUGAAGACGUUUGACGGGUCAAUACUAUACGUUCCUCACCGGUUGCCCAAUGACGUCACUGAUCUCGUCUCAACUAACCCAUAUGACGACAGCAAAGUUAAUAUCACCAUAAUAUUCAAUCGCACACGACGCCUUAGCGAGAUGAUACAUAUAUACAAUCUGCUCUUCAAACAUAUAAUGUCUGACCUUGAGUUGGUGCGUUUCGGGCGGCAACACUUCAACGAACACGCGGCCAUACAAAUACCACAGCACAAAUUGGAAGUUUGGCCUGGAUAUGUGACAGCGGUAAAUGAAUACGAAGGCGGUUUAAUGUUGACCCUUGACUCCACUCACCGGGUGUUGCGUACCCAGAGCGUGUUAUCUUUCAUAAAGGAUACUGUGCAAGCUCAUGGGGCGAAUUGGAAGAACUUGGUUAAGGAUACUCUGUUUGGUAGUUCUGUUAUGACCAGCUAUAACAAGAAAUUGUAUCGGGUAGACGCUAUCGACGAUAAUUUAACGCCGAAAUCGACAUUUGAGAGAAUAGAAAAUGGGGUUCCCGUGCAGAUAUCAUACAUCGAUUACUACAAGAAGAAUUAUAACAUCGACAUUAUGGAUUGGGAUCAGCCGAUUUUAAUUUCAAGGGACACAAAACGAAUAUCCGGCGAGGAAAAGGAAGUGGACUAUAUGAUAUGCCUGAUUCCGGAACUGUGCCAGCUGACAGGAUUGACAGACGACCAGAGGAACAACUUCCGGUUAAUGAAAGAUGUCGCUACGUACACCCGAAUCACUCCGAAUCAGCGACACGCGGCCUUUAAACAGUUCGUCAGCAACGUAUUGAAUAAUGAGUCGGCUAGGAAUCGCUUAAAAGGCUGGGGUCUGAGCCUCGCGCCUGAGACAAUAGAUAUAACAGCUAGGACUCUGCCCCCCGAAGCCCUAUACUUCGGGAACAACGUGAAAGUCCCCGGGAAACCCAAUGCUGAAUGGAAUGCUGACGUCACGAAGAAUUCCGUGAUGCAAGCUGUGGAUAUAUACAAAUGGGCUGUGCUGUUCACCGAUCGGGACAAACAGACGACUAUGAGUUUCAUUGAAACAGUCCAACGCUGCUGUAAGCCAAUGGGUAUAACGAUCGACAAGCCGCAAUUCAUUCGAUUGCCGAACGAUCGAACUGAUUCGUUUAUUAUAGGGCUUAGAGAGGCGAUACAAACGAGGCCGCAGAUUAUUGUCGUUAUAUGCCCUUCGUCACGCGAUGAUCGCUAUUCGGCUAUUAAGAAGGUCUGUUGUUCGGAUGCCGGGAUACCUUCACAGGUCAUAAACGCCCGGACAAUAAUGAACCAGCAAAAAGUACGUUCGAUUACUCAAAAGAUUCUAUUGCAAAUGAACUGCAAGCUCGGCGGGACGUUGUGGCACAUCCAUAUUCCUAUCAAGUCUGUGAUGGUGGUCGGAACCGACAGCUACCACGAUCCCACGCGACGACGGCGCAGUGUUUGUAGCUUCGUAGCAUCAUACACGCAAACUCUAACGAAGUGGUAUUCGACAGCCGUCUUCCAGGAGGCAGGCCAAGAGAUAAUAGACUGUCUGAAAGCGUGCCUCGUCAAUUCCUUGAGGCAUUAUCUGAUUUCAAACGGAUAUUUACCAGAAAGAAUAAUUAUGUAUAGGGACGGCGUCAGCGAUGGACAAUUUAAACAAGUGCAAACAUACGAAAUACCGCAGUUGAGGCUUAGUAUCCAAGAAGUGGAUACACAAUACCAACCAAAGAUUACGUACGUGAUCGUACAAAAGCGUAUAAAUACGCGUAUAUUUUUGAAGUCCGGUCCUGGAUUAUUCGAAAAUCCUGCUCCGGGGACUGUCGUAGAUCACGCUAUUACUAGGAGGGACUGGUACGACUUCCUAAUCGUCUCACAAAAGGUGAACCAAGGUACGGUCACACCCACCCACUACGUCGUAGUCAAUGACGAUAGUAAAAUGCCACCAGACCAAUGCCAAAGACUUACGUACAAAUUGACGCACUUGUACUACAAUUGGCCUGGCACAGUGAGAGUGCCAGCGCCGUGCCAGUACGCGCAUAAACUGGCCUUUCUGGUCGGCCAGAACAUUGGCAAGAACACCAGCGAAGCGCUCGCUGAUAAACUAUUCUUUUUGUAAAUAACGUACGUGUUUUGGCCGUAGAAUUCCAGUACUUUGCCAGUACGUACUUAAACGUAUAACAACACUGCAAAAAGAUUUGUAACUAUUUGUUUUUUAAUUCAUUUUAAAUAGUUGUAGAUGACAUUGGCAAGAACACCAGCGAAGCGCUCGCUGAUAAACUAUUCUUUUUGUAAAUAACGUACGUGUUUUGGCCGUAGAAUUCCAGUACUUUGCCAGUACGUACUUAAACGUAUAACAACACUGCAAAAAGAUUUGUAACUAUUUGUUUUUUAAUUCAUUUUAAAUAGUUGUAGAUGACAUUGGCAAGAACACCAGCGAAGCGCUCGCUGAUAAACUAUUAUUUUUGUAAAUAACGUACGUGUUUUGGCCGUAGAAUUCCAGUACUUUGCCAGUACGUACUUAAACGUAUAACAACACUGCAAAAAGAUUUGUAACUAUUUCUUUUUUAAUUAAUUUUAAAUAGUUGUAGAUGACAUUGGCAAGAACACCAGCGAAGCGCUCGCUGAUAAACUAUUCUUUUUGUAAAUAACGUACGUGUUUUGGCCGUAGAAUUCCAGUACUUUGCCAGUACGUACUUAAACGUAUAACUACACUGCAAAAGAUUUUUUACGAUUUUCUUUGUAAUUAAUUUUAAAUAUUUGUAGUAAGUACAUAUGCUACUCAUAUUCCGAGUGAAUGUAUGUAAACAGGCCUAUUUAGUCGACUAGAACUAAAGAUAAACUAUUAUUUUUGCAAAUAACGUCACGUACGUGUUUUGACUCCUCAAAUAUAGCAAACCCCUUAACAAGAUUUGUAACGAUUUGAUAAAUUAAAAAAAAAUACUCCGUCAAAUGUAAUUGUAAUGUCUAAUUUCGAAAAAAAAAUUAUAAAUAAAUAAAUUAAUUAAUAAUUAAUAAAACAUUUAAUAUUAAUUUAUUUUAAAAUUCGUAGUAAUGUACAAAUGUCACUGUCUGAAAUGUCCGAGUGACAGUACGUACGCACAUUACCUGCGUUUGUACCUUUAACAUCCAAUAGUGAUUCUGACGGUUUUCUGACGGUUUUCUCUCAAUAGUAGUUCUGACACAAUCUUAAUAUCGCUAUUGGGAUUUAGGGGCAAAGUAAGGAUUCUGGUUAUAUUCGAAAUUAGACAUUACAUUUGAUUUGGUUUUUUCUUAUGUUAAGGUAUACAUUAAAACUUUACGUGACUAUUUCAUAGCAACCACAUAAAUUUAUUCAAAAUUUAAUAAAAAUUUAAUAAAAUUUAAUCGUUGAGUAUAAAAUGUCUUACUGGGAUAUUUUUUACUAAGCGGUUUUCAUUCUCAAGUAAGUUGGUUUUAGUUCAAGUUAUUUAGUUAAUAAUCGUUUAUUAUAUAAGUAAUUUUGCGAAAAAGGUUGUGGAAUAAAACAAAAAAGCUGGUUUAAGUUUUAGACAGUUUAAACUUGUCCAAAAU